Aspergillus wentii DTO 134E9 is the source of this 1923-nucleotide messenger RNA. Its product is annotated as GMC family oxidoreductase. Lineage: Eukaryota; Fungi; Ascomycota; Eurotiomycetes; Eurotiales; Aspergillaceae. The coding region runs from base 1 to 1923 and encodes 640 amino acids. The transcript has a single exon. The record is from RefSeq and is a predicted model, not a curated record. Gene Ontology annotation, molecular function: flavin adenine dinucleotide binding; oxidoreductase activity, acting on CH-OH group of donors.
AUGAUCUUUCAACGCCUCGUUGGCCUUUUGGCCGCCUCUGCCGGUCUGGCGCACGCCACCAACCUCACUGGAUAUGAAUAUGUCGUCGUCGGUUCGGGAGCCGGUGGUGGCCCUCUCGCUGCUCGUCUCGCCCUGGCUGGUCACAAGACUCUUCUGAUCGAGGCUGGUGACGACCAGGGAAUGAACCUCAACUACACCAUCCCCGCCUACUCUGCCCGUUCCUCCGAGGACGAGGCCCUGGCCUGGAACUUCUUCGCCCGUCACUACGCCGACGACGAGAGACAGGCCAAGGACUUCAAGACCACCUACGAAACCCCCGAUGGCGGCGAGUACACCGGCCUCGCCCCUCCCGAGGGCUCCAAGAUGAAGGGAACCCUGUAUCCGCGAACCGGCACGCUGGGAGGAUGCACCGCCCACAACGCCCUGAUUGCCGUCUACCCCCACCAGUCCGACUUUGAAUACAUCGCCACCCUCACCGGUGACAACUCCUGGGCCCCCGACAACAUGCGCGACUACUUUGUCCGCAUGGAGAAGAACGGCUACCUGCUCCCUGGCAUGAAGGGCCACGGCUACGACGGCUGGUUCAGCACCGAGACUGCCCCUCUCAGCAUCGUCCUCGAGGAUCCCCAGCUGUUGAGCAUGCUCACUGGCGGUGCUUUUGCCCUGGGUAACCUCACUGACAACCUCAUGAACUUUGGCACUCUCCUCGCGGGCGAUGCCAACUCCGCUGCCAAGACCCGCGACACCGAGAAUGGAUACUACCAGAUCCCCAUUGGUACUGACGAUGCCCACCGCAACGGUGCCCGCGAGUUCAUCGUGGCUGUCCGUGACGCCAAGAACGACGAUGGCACCAAGAAGUACCCCCUCGAUGUCCGCAUGAACUGCCACGUCACCAAGGUCACCUUUGACGAGUCCGGCGAGACCCCCCGCGCCACUGGCGUCGAGUUCCUCGACGGCCAGUACCUCUACAAGGCCAGCCCCCGCUCCGCCACCGCUGCCAAGGGAACCCCCGGCUCCGCCUCCGCCUCCCGCGAGGUCAUCGUCUCCGGCGGUGUCUACAACUCCCCCCAGCUGCUCAAGCUGAGUGGUGUCGGUCCCGCUGACGAGCUCAAGAAGUUCAACAUCCCCGUCAUCGCCGACCUCCCCGGUGUCGGCACCAACCUGCAGGACCACUACGAGAUCUCCGUCCAGGCCAACGCCCCCAAGAACUUCUCCUGCCUCGACGGCUGCACCUUCAACAUCUACGACCGCGACGACCCCUGCGUCGACCGCUGGGAGUCCCCCGUCCUCGGCAACCGCGGCAUCUACUCCUCCCCCGGUCUCGCCGCCACCAUGCUCUACAAGUCCUCCGUGACCGCCAACGACGACUUUGACAUCUUCUGCUUCGGCGGCCCCGUCAACUUCCGCGGCUACUUCCCCGACUACUCCAUCAACGCCACCGUCGACCACGACUGGUUCACCUGGGCCAUCCUCAAGGCCCACCCCCGCAACUUCGCCGGCACCGUCACCCUCCAGUCCGCCGACCCGCUCGACGUCCCCGACAUCACCUUCAACUACUUCGAGCACGGCGCCGACGAGGACCUCCAGGCCCUCUACGAGGCCAUCGAGCUCGCCCGUGACGCCUUCGACCGCCAGCCCGUCAAGGUCACCGAGGUCCUCCCCGGCCCCGACGUCAAGUCCAAGGAAGACAUCCAGGAGUACGUCCGCAACAGUGCCUGGGGCCACCACGCCUCCUGCACCUGCCCCAUCGGCGCCGACGACGACAAGAUGGCCGUCUUGGACUCCAAGUUCCGGGUCCGCGGUGUCUCUGGUCUGCGUGUUGUUGACGCUUCCGUCUACCCCCGCAUUCCGGGUACCUUCACUGCCGUCUCCACCUACAUGGUUGCUGAGAAGGCUGCUGAUGAGAUCUUGUCUGCGCUUUAA